This is a messenger RNA of Drosophila bipectinata, 2039 nucleotides long. RefSeq lists its product as uncharacterized. Lineage: Eukaryota; Metazoa; Arthropoda; Insecta; Diptera; Drosophilidae. The record is from RefSeq and is a predicted model, not a curated record.
GUCUGUAAAUAAUAGAAUUACCAACCGAAACACUUCCAGCCAGCAUUGAAAACUAAAUUUAGUGACAACCAUGAAUUGGAUGAGGGAGGUUCUACCUCUAGUUAUAGUCUUUUUUCUAAGAGCUAACCUUUGGCUGUCGAAUGGAGUUAAAGUCAAGGAUACUGCCAGAUAUUAUGUCAACAGUCCUGUUUGUAAGAUGCCCUACGUGAAUCCCUUUACGGCGGACAUCAUGAGUCGUUUUCAUAAAAGAAAGAUGAAAGGCUGCCGAACUGAUGCUGAUAUGGUGACAAGUGAGUUUGACUUCAACACCCACCAGUACCGACUGCACAUUCACGAGCACCUGGCUAGACCUUUCCUCAAAACCAAGGGAAACGCCACCCUCGAAUGCGAAUAUUCAGAUAUAUCGCGUAACAAUUCAGCCGAUGUUCCGGACAAUAACUACGUGCAAUCCAAAAUGCAUCGCCUAACCAACCACGUUCUGGUUCCAAAAACCACGGACCAUAUCAUCACCAAGUGCUAUGUGAGGAAAGGCCACAGAAGGCGAAAAUUAAUCCAGUCAGACUCCAUGUCCUUUAUACAGGACCCUCUGACCAACGAUGGAAAGGUGGAGGACUUUGUGAGAAAGCAAAAGGUGGAUCCCCAACCCAGUGUCCUAAUCAUGGGUCUGGAUUCCACGUCGAGGAUAAAUUUUCGACGAACUAUGCCCUUGGUCUAUGAUUUUGUGAAGCAGCUAGGCUGGUUCGAAAUGCAGGGCUACACUAAAGUUGGUGACAACACCUAUCCCAAUCUUAUGGCCGUGCUGACAGGGCACUCGAGGUCAGGUAUAGAAAAAGUUUGCGAUGUGGAGGAGCUGGGCUGCCUGGACUCACUGCCCUUCAUCUGGAAGCGUUUCAAACAAGCCAACUACACCACGUUAUACGCCGAGGAUUGUAAGAAGAUCAACACGUUCAACUAUCUAAUGCCGGGAUUUAAGAAGAAGCCAACGGAUUACUACCUUCGGCCGCUACUGUUGGCCAUCGAGGAUCAGUUUCCCAUCAUCAAGGAGUGGGGAUAUGCCUACUGCGUGGGCCGGCACCUGAGCUUCAAGUAUGUGUAUGACUUUGGACAGCAGUUUAUCGAUCGGUUCUUGGGCCGGUCGCCAUUUUUUGGUUUCCUGUGGAGCAAUAGCUUCACCCACGAUCACUAUCAGGGGGCCGCUUCCUUGGACCAACUCUUCCGGCGAUACCUAAAGUCCUUUGAGGACGCUGGGCUCUUUAAGCGCUCCAUUGUGAUCCUGAUGAGCGACCAUGGUCAUCGAUACGGUCCCCUGCGCAAGGCGCCUACAGGAUAUUUGGAGGAGCGUGUACCCAUGAUGUUCAUCUAUGUGCCACCAUGGUUCCGGAAGAAGUAUCCGAAACUGGCGGCCAAUCUGCAUAAAAAUCGCAAUCGCUUAACCUCCAACUACGACCUCCAUAUGACCCUCCACCACAUACUUCAGUUGCACAGCAGGUCCAUGGCUGAAUUUCCGGAUAAGUACAAGUCCCAGAAGUGCAAAAGCUGUCAGUCCCUGUUCUUCGAAGUUCCCUUCAACCGCACCUGUGCAAUGGCCGGGAUCGAGGAGAAGUGGUGCUGCUGCCACCCCUCAGAAACUAUCCCCUUCACCCCAAAGGUGGCCCCCAUAAUAGACGCCAUGAUCCAGCGGAUGAACCGGCAUUUGGUGGAGCGAAAGUUCGAUCAUCUGUGCCACAAUUAUACUCUGAAGCAGGUAAUCAGAAUGGACUGGAAACCGGUUCUGGCCACGGGUCUGAGGCCCGCCGAUAAGGACGAACAUGUCUACAUAAUCGAGUUCAAAACACUACCUAACACUCCCGAGUUCGAAGCCACUGUCCGCUGGAACAAUCGCACCAAGGCACUGCUCAGCAUGGACAUGGAUGACCUCAGUCGUUUGAAUUCUUACGAAGAAGAUUCCAACUGCAUAAAUGACAAGAUAGCCAAGAAGUAUUGUAUUUGCAAUGAUAGCCUAAAAAAAUAAACUAUGGUUACUAGACCCCUGCCAGAGA